AUGUCGACACUCCAACCUCGACCUCCCUACUCGGACGAGGAGCUCAACACCCUCUAUCCUCCCGAGCUGCGCCUCCAGCUCGUCCAGAUUCUGCUUCGCCAUGGUGAGCGCACGCCGAUCAACGCCCGCUUUCACUCUACCGGCCUUCCUCCCUUCUGGCCCUAUUGCUCUGCCGCUCGCCGUCUGACGAGCGCUAUUCUUGACCCCUCCGCCGCCACUUCCGGUGCCGAGCCUGCCGACAACCCGGGCCUCACUGCUCUGGAGUGGAAGCGCCGCCUCGAGACCUUUGGACCCGAUGAUAUCCCUGUGAUAGCAUCCGGCCGCAACGGCGAGCUCGAUGCUAUCUGCGACAUGGGCAUGCUGACCGAUCGCGGACGCGAGACUACCUAUGCCCUAGGCCAGCGCCUCCGCCAUCUCUAUGUCGACCGGCUUCAUUUCCUCCCUGAUACCCUCGCUGCCGAUGCCGAUACUUCCUCUAUCUACCUCCGGACAACUCCCGUGCCUCGUGCUCUUGAAUCCCUCCAGCAAGCCUUCUAUGGCCUCUACCCACCCUCUGCCCGCGCGGCCGGCCUACAUCCCCCCACCAUCCUUACCCGAUCACCCGCCGACGAGACUCUCUUCCCUAACGAUGGCAAUUGUCGGCGUUUCGCCGCUCUGGCCCGCGCCUUUGCCAAGCGGGCAGCGGAGCGCUGGAACGACUCGGAAGAGAUGGCCUACUUGACCAAGCGCAUCGGCCGCUGGAUGCCCGAAGACUGCGUCGCUGUGGACUCUCGUCCGCGUCUCAGCGGCAUCAUGGACACCAUUAAUGCUACCAAGGCUCAUGGCCCAGCUACACGCCUGCCUGACGAAUUCUACGACCCAGAAGUCAAGCGCAUCAUUGAAAAGAUCGGCGUGGAGGAGUGGUAUGCCGGCUAUAAGGAGAGCCAGGAGUAUCGUACCUUGGGCAUCGGGGGCCUUCUUGGUGACGUUGUCGCUCGAAUGGUCGGAAGUACUGAGCACUCUGCCGCUGAUGGUCAGUAUGAGGUGGCUACGAGUAAAGCGGCUGCUUCCACCACACUCCCGCCUAUUCGUUUCGGCCUCAGUGGCUGCCAUGAUACCACCCUCGCCGCUACACUCUCUAGCUUGGGAGCCUUCAAUGAGGAGGCCUGGCCCCCAUUUACGAGCCACAUUGCCAUUGAGUUGUUCCGCCAUGUCGAUCAAGGCGCAACUCCACCGCCAGUAACCCCGAAGCCAAGCGGCGGGUUUCUAUCCCUCUUCGGCUGGGGUAGUAAACAAACCUCAAAUGCUGGCACUCCGCCACCAGGUAUCGGGCGCAAGAAGACCCCUGACUUGAGCGACGAUGAAAAGAAACGACUGGAAGGCUACUACGUCCGUCUCCGCUACAAUGAUCGCCCAGUCGCUAUCCCUGGCUGCAAACCUGCCGGCAAGCAUUUCGAUGGGGACGAGUCCUUCUGCACUUUGGAAGCCUUCAAGGCUAUUGUUGACAAGUUCACCCCUAUUGACUGGAAGAAUCAGUGUCGCUCCAAUCUUAAGGAGCCCACGUUCCCACCCAAGCCAGAGCCUGCGGGAUAUUAA
Molecule: messenger RNA, 1575 nt
Organism: Fusarium keratoplasticum
Lineage: Eukaryota; Fungi; Ascomycota; Sordariomycetes; Hypocreales; Nectriaceae
Product: 3-phytase
Exons: 2
Coding region: 1-1575 (524 amino acids)
Biological process (GO): dephosphorylation
Molecular function (GO): phosphatase activity
Source: RefSeq, a predicted model, not a curated record